Trichoplusia ni (cabbage looper) is the source of this 4605-nucleotide messenger RNA. RefSeq names its product integrin beta-PS (gene mys). The record is from RefSeq and is a predicted model, not a curated record. The transcript has 17 exons. The coding region runs from base 361 to 2871 and encodes 836 amino acids. Gene Ontology annotation, molecular function: integrin binding. Gene Ontology annotation, cellular component: cell surface; focal adhesion; integrin complex. Lineage: Eukaryota; Metazoa; Arthropoda; Insecta; Lepidoptera; Noctuidae. Gene Ontology annotation, biological process: integrin-mediated signaling pathway; cell-matrix adhesion; cell adhesion mediated by integrin.
UUAGUCACGCGUGUAUCCGGCGCGGGCGCACGUCGCUCUGUUACACAUACAAUAUUACAAUUCAUAUAAUCGAAAAUAACAAUAUAAUUAGUUGAAAUUACCAAAACAAUUACCGCUGCAGGAUUAUAAUUGCAGGAUAUUUUGUUAAUAGUGACUGAUGACUGACGUGUUUACAUAGUAAAGUGAAGUGUGUACGUACAUUGGAAAACCUGUUUUAAGAGUGAAAAUUACUUAGUUACUAAAUGUAGUUUUUAAAGAUAUGUUAUUAAAAGGUUAACUGUGAUAGUGCAUUAUCAGUGUAUACAAUCAGUGUUUUUAAAAUUUGAUCUGAAAACGAAUCUGUAGUUUAUAUUAAACAAAAUGUACACACAUCGAUCGAGUCUAUUACGACUGUGUGUGUGGGUGAGCCUGUUGGCGUUAUGUUGGGGCCAGCGGGCUGAGCAGCUCCUCGCACAGAACCCUUGCUCGAGCAAGACGACGUGCAGCGACUGCAUCAGGACGGCAAGCUGUGCGUGGUGCUUCGCUUCCGACUUCAAUGGCCCGCGAUGCUUCAACCCAGCUAUGGAGCGGGGAGGCACAGCGGGCUGUGAUGAAGCCUACAUCUUUAACCCCGACAACCAGCGAUCUGUGGACCCUAGAUAUAAUAUGGAGCUGAGUAGAGCGAAAUCUCGCAUGGGAAUGGCCAGUGGUUCGUUUGAAGAAUCUAUGAGUGCUAAGGGAAGCAGCUUCUCGGCCUCAGGCGCUGGUUCAGCUGCAGCCGGUGCCGCCGCAGGCGAAAGCUUAGUACAAAUGAAACCACAGAGAGUCUCACUUAACCUAAGAAUGAAUCAAAUGCAGAAGCUGACGUUUGCUUACUCCCGUGCUCAGGACUAUCCCGUUGACUUGUACUAUCUUAUGGACCUCAGUAGAUCUAUGAAGAACGAUAAAGAGAAGCUCAGUACAUUAGGAAGUUUGCUCUCAGACACCAUGAAGAACAUGACUUCUAACUUCUGGAUCGGUUUCGGUUCAUUCGUGGACAAAUUAGUCAUGCCUUAUGUUUCGACUGUUCCCAAAAAUUUGAUUUCGCCCUGUGAUGGCUGUGCAGCGCCUUAUGGAUACCAGAACCAAAUGUCACUCAGCAAUGAUACGAAUUUCUUUGUGAAAGCGGUAGCCAACGCCGACGUGUCCGGUAACUUGGAUGCUCCCGAAGGAGGUUUCGACGCCAUCAUGCAAGCAGUUGUGUGCAAGCAGCAGAUAGGCUGGCGCGACCAGGCUAGGAGACUUCUGGUGUUCUCGACUGACGCAGGAUUCCAUUAUGCCGGAGAUGGAAAGCUCGGUGGUAUCGUGCAACCGAACGACGGAGAAUGUCACAUGAAAGGCAACACCUACACACACUCGACUCUGCAGGAUUACCCUAGCAUUUCACAGAUUAAUCAUAAGGUGAAGAAACAUGCUAUAAACGUGAUAUUCGCCGUGACGGCUGAACAGAUCAGUGUGUACGAACAGCUGAGCAAACACAUCGAGGGCUCCAGCACUGGAGUACUCAGCAAUGACUCUGACAACAUCGUAGAUUUGGUACGAGAACAAUACAACAAAAUUACGUCAGCUGUGGAAAUGAAAGAUUCAUCGAGUGACGCCGUGCAAAUAGUGUAUUACUCAUCUUGUUUGAGUGGCAAGGAACUCAUCCAGACUAACAAAUGCGACGGAUUGAAGGUUGGAGAUGUUGUUGAAUUCACAGCUGAGAUCACCCUCAAGGAAUGCCCCAAGGACCGCAGCAAGUGGAGGCAGACCUUUGACAUCUCCCCCGUCGGUAUCUCUGACAGUCUGGUCGUUGACCUCGAGAUGGUCUGUGACUGUCCCUGCGAGCAGCCUGGACAUCAUGCCUACAACGACAGCCCGCUGGUGUGCAGCGGCGAGGGCGUGUCGGCGUGCGGCGUGUGCGUGUGCGCGCCGGGCCGCUUCGGCAAGAGCUGCGAGUGCUCGGCGCACGGCGGCGUGUCGGCCGAGCAGGAGCGCGGCUGUCGCCCCACCAACGCCAGCUCCGGCCCGCUCUGCUCCAACCGCGGGACCUGCAUCUGCGGCGUCUGCGAGUGCAACAAGAUGGACGACCCGCUCAAGGUGAUCUCCGGUCCAUUCUGCGAGUGUGACAACUUCACGUGCGACAUGAACAAGGGUCUGCUGUGUUCGGGCCCCGACCAUGGCGAGUGUGUGUGCGGCAAGUGUAGCUGCACUGCCGACUACACCGGCCCCGCCUGCCAGUGCCUCAAGGAUCAGACGCCUUGCCGAUCACCUGAAAACAAUGAAAUCUGCAGUGGAAAUGGACAAUGUGUGUGUGGUCAAUGUAUGUGUAAUUCAGACGAUGACCGCCACUACUCUGGUAAAUACUGUGAGAAAUGUCCCACAUGCCCUGGCCGCUGCGGCGAGUUCAAGGACUGUGUUCUAUGCGAGGUGCACAAGCGCGGCCCGAAGUACAACGCGGACACGGACACUUGUGGCGACUGUGCCCUAUUCCCUAUCGUCGAAGAAGGCAAAAUUGAAGCUAACGAAUCUCGAAACGAACAUCUGUGCAGUUUCUACGACGACGAAGACUGUUUGUACGUGUAUGUGUACUCUUAUAACGAGAACCAGCAGCUCGUGAUCAGGGCGCAGAAGGAACGCGAGUGUCCUAAGAAGGUACCAAUCCUGGGCAUUGUGCUCGGUGUGAUCGCAGCUAUCGUGCUCGUCGGUCUCGCUCUGCUCAUGCUGUGGAAGAUGGCGACAACCAUCCAUGAUCGCAGGGAGUUCGCGCGCUUCGAAAAGGAGCGCAUGAUGGCCAAAUGGGACACGGGCGAGAAUCCGAUUUACAAACAAGCGACGUCUACCUUCAAAAACCCUACGUACGCCGGAAAAUAAUCCUCUAGUGUAUAACAGUCAAACAAACAACAACAUACAUGUACAACUAUUAUGCCGCAUUUAUAUGAUGAACAAGUCGACAGUAUUUCAAGAAAAUUCACGGUUUAUAGAAUUUUUAUAAAAGAAGUUUUAGAAAGCAAUAAAAAUUGUUUAUAGAGCUGCCUUAAUAAUGUGCCUUUCCAUAGAUCUUAUAAAAUUUUAAUCGUGUAUCGAGAUACCCGAAACGCUAAAAGAUGUAUUAUGAACUUCGUAGCAAUACUAAAUGAUAUUUUAUAAAAAAAGCAAACAGUCUGUAUUUAUGCCUUCCUUAUUUUAUAUUAAAUUUUACAAUAUUAUCAGGUCUGUGUAAUCUCAGGAUGUAUAUUGUACGCUUUUUGUACUUACGUGUGAAUGUUGUAUGUACUUAUGUGUUUGUGUGGUAGUUACAGUCGAACGUGCUGUGUGCUAUAGACCUAGAUGCUUCUCAUACGAUACGUAUAAGACCAUGCUGCGUUCGAUAGGUUGUAGAAUAAAGCUUUAUAAUGUUUUAAAAUAAUCGGUAAUGAUCUUAAUACACAACUGACAUCGGUAUUUGUUAACACAAGGCGGGUUUAAUUAAUCUGACAGAAGUACGACAUGUAAUUAUUUUAUAUUAUGCAAUCCAAGCCUGCCUUUAGUCAAAUUAACGUCAAAAUUUAUAAGUGUACAUUAAUAAUAACUUGUUAAUUUUUAUUUUAUUUGUAACAUACGAAUUGUAACUCACAGGGGUCGAAUAUCGAGUCACACAAUGUAAAACUGUGCGUCACUGUAGUAGAUUGUUUGGUAUGUUCCAAUGAGUAAUUAUAGUCACUGCCAUAAAUAGAAUUUACAGUGUAAUGUAGCAAGUGAGUUGUCAUAUAAGCUGCCCUUUAGUGAGCACAGUUCAAUCAUACACUGUAGUGGAGUAUAUGAUAAACGUAUAGUCCUAAAACCUAUUUUAUGUCAUGUGAUCUCACGUAUUUCGGAAAUAUAUUCCCCGUUCAGAUCUGAGUGCUUAUAUCGUAAUAAUUUACGAUAUAUCGUCGAAUCAUCUCAAGGAUCCGCUGUAAACCUAAUAAUCGUAAUAAAAUAUAAAGUACAUGUUGUACAGAAUCUUUGAGGAGUAAUCUCUGUAGAUCCCAAGACGACGUUACUACUGCUUCUCUUGUUCGUUCGUGCCUUGUUAUAACAUGAAUAAUAACUAGUGCCAUUACUAAUAUUAUAGUGAGUAAAAGAAAAUUAUUAUUUAUUUCAAAUAUAAAAGUUGAUAUGUAGAAACGUAAUGUAAUUAAUUAUAAGUAUAAAUAAGAUAAGAAUGAGUUUUGUUUUGACGUCAUAUUUUUUAUUAUUGCUCUGGUUUUAUUGACAUGAACGUGAAGGGUUUGUAAUUGUAUGUGUCUUUGUAAACAAGAAAGUUAUUUUUUAUAUAACCAGCGAUAUUGGUUCGUUAUAAUUAUUUUCAACAUAAAGCCGCUGAUGCUAAUAUAGUCAAUUCUAAGAAAAUACGAUGGGAGCAAGAAAUUUAUGGAAGCGGAAAACGUAUUUAUUUGAUACCGUAACUUGGAAUGAACUCUCAAUGUAAUUAUGUUUUUUUACGAUUUACAUUUGAACACCUUGUUUUAUUAAAUUUCUAUCUUAAAAGUUUAUUUUUCGAUUGUACAUAUUUAGUUUAUUAAAUCCAGUAUCUUAUUACAAGCAAUUGUGGCUUCUAAUAGUAGUUAAUAAAUAUUAACACAA